Messenger RNA from Cladocopium goreaui, 819 nucleotides. The record is from the annotation of a GenBank genome assembly. NCBI's taxonomy places the organism in Eukaryota, Dinophyceae, Suessiales, Symbiodiniaceae.
AUGGAUGCCCUUUCUCGAAAAGCCAUAGAUACGCCGGUGCCGAUGGAUGAUGACCUUGAUGAACCUGCGGACGAAGGUGGCAAAGGAGGCUAUGGACCCAUCCGUCGAAAAGGCGAGGCUUCAGAGAGUGGAAUAAUUUUUCAGCCGGCCGAAGUGGAGGAUGUAGUCAUAGAAACCGUGGAUGAGACGAAAGGUGAAGGAGAAAGUGACAUGCCCUAUAGCAAGCCUCAAUUUCCUGCUCUCACACCGAAAGAGCAAGGCGUGAAGAAACAGAUGCGCAGAGUACCAGUACCUCCGCACAGGAUGACUCCGCUGAAGGCAUCUUGGGUACAGCUCAUUGAUCCCAUUGUGGAGCACAUGAAAUUACAGGUGAGGAUGAAUACCAAGCGCAGGGCUGUAGAAAUCCGAAACUCUGAACACACUCCUGACAUUGGCUAUUUGCAGAAAACUGCUGACUACAUGAAAGCUUUCAUGCUUGGAUUCGACCAAGCUGACGCAGUGGCAUUGCUUCGUUUGGAUGAUCUCUUUAUUCAGUCUUUUGAGGUGAAAGAUGUCAAACGCUUGCAAGGCGAUCACCUGUCAAGGUGUAUUGGCCGAAUAGCUGGAAAGGACGGAAAAACAAAGUAUGCGAUAGAAAAUGCAACUCGCACCCGCAUUUCGCUCUGUGAAGACAAGAUCCACAUUCUCGGCUCGUUUGCAAACAUCAAACUGGCCAGAGAUUCCAUUUGCAACCUGAUCCUCGGAAGUGCCCCAGGCAGGCAAACACAAAACUGCGGACUGUGUCAAAACGCUUGCAGGAGCGCAUUUGAUACUUCAUGA